Molecule: messenger RNA, 693 nt
Organism: Melospiza georgiana
Lineage: Eukaryota; Metazoa; Chordata; Aves; Passeriformes; Passerellidae
Gene: RPS7
Product: ribosomal protein S7
Exons: 7
Coding region: 71-655 (194 amino acids)
Biological process (GO): translation; rRNA processing; ribosomal small subunit biogenesis
Cellular component (GO): ribosome; small-subunit processome; cytosolic small ribosomal subunit
Molecular function (GO): structural constituent of ribosome
Source: RefSeq, a predicted model, not a curated record
CCGGGCCGCGAUCUGUGCUGCUCUCGCGAGAGCUCCCCCUUUUCCUGGCCGGCGCGGAGCGAGAAAGGCCAUGUUCAGCUCUAGCGCCAAGAUUGUGAAGCCUAAUGGCGAAAAGCCAGAUGAAUUCGAGUCUGGUAUAUCCCAGGCUCUGCUGGAGUUGGAAAUGAACUCCGACUUAAAGGCUCAGCUGCGGGAGUUGAACAUCACAGCAGCUAAGGAAAUUGAAGUAGGUGGUGGCAGAAAAGCCAUCAUUAUCUUUGUACCAGUUCCUCAGCUGAAGUCCUUCCAGAAGAUUCAGGUGCGGCUAGUCCGGGAGCUGGAGAAGAAGUUUAGUGGAAAACAUGUGGUGUUCAUUGCUCAGAGAAGGAUUCUGCCCAAGCCAACAAGAAAAAGCCGCACAAAAAACAAGCAAAAGCGUCCGAGAAGCCGUACACUUACUGCAGUGCACGAUGCCAUUCUUGAGGACCUGGUCUUCCCCAGUGAAAUCGUGGGCAAGAGAAUCCGCGUGAAACUGGACGGCAGCAGGCUUAUAAAAGUCCAUCUGGACAAAGCACAACAGAACAAUGUUGAACACAAGGUGGAAACAUUUUCUGGUGUGUACAAGAAGCUCACAGGCAAAGAUGUGGUGUUUGAAUUUCCAGAAUUCCAGCUGUAAAAUGCAAAAAAUGGCUGAAUAAACAACUAUUCAUAUAA